Molecule: messenger RNA, 1340 nt
Organism: Pelagomonas calceolata
Lineage: Eukaryota; Pelagophyceae; Pelagomonadales; Pelagomonadaceae
Source: the annotation of a GenBank genome assembly
GCUGGCUCGUGGGCGCGUAUCAAACCAGCUGUAGGACCAAGGUGCUGCACCAUUGCCUGUGUGUCACGCAGGACUGCUUCUUAUCGGGCGCAGAUCCAGCGGUCGAAGACAGUAGUGCAUUUGUGUGCUCGCAAGGGCUAGAUCGCUGCCAUGGAUGCUAUCAAAGACUUCCUCGAUGCCAACCACCUGGUCAUGGACGUGGUCGUCGUGACGCUCGUCGUCGCGGCGCUGCACCGCAAUUACCUGCACAAGGCCUUCACAAUUGGCGCCGGCUGCGUCGCGCUGUCCAAGGUCUGCGAGCCCACGACGCUCCAAUAUGCGGCGUUCGCGCUCGUGGCCUACUUCGUGCCGCCCUUGCUCUCACCGAUCUACAAGAAGCAGCCGGAGACCGGCGCGGUCUUCGUGACGGGCGCCGACAGCGGCAUGGGCGAGGCGACGGUCCUCCAUCUGUGUAAGACGUCCGGCUACGAGCGCGUCUACGCGGGCUGCUUUUCGCCGGCUUCGGAAAAGAAGCUCCGGGCCCAGCUCGACGCGGCGCAGGGGAAGAAGCUCAAGGCGAUCUCACUAAACGUCUGCGACGACGCCUCGGUCGCAAAAGCGGCGCAAGACGUAGAAAAGGAUUUGCGGGAGAGCGGUACGGGCCUCAUAGCCGUCGUCCAGUGCGCGGGCAUGGGCUACAACGGCCCCGGCGAGUUCAUCCCCAUCGACAUCUAUAAGAAGCAGAUGGACGUUAAUUUUUUUGGCUACGUAAGAGUCGCGCAAGCGCUGAUGCCCCUCGUGCGGCAGGGCUGCAAGGUAACGAAAAGAAGAGGUAGGAUGGUCUUCACGGGCACCGGCGGCGGCGUGCUGACGCCCGUGCCGCCCCUAUUAACGGCGUACAUGGCGUCAAAAUUCGCCGUCGAGGCCUUCGUCCGUUCAUUUAGGGUGGAAAUGCAGCUUACGGAGAAACCGAUCGACGCCUGCAUCAUCUCGCCGGGCUUCGUCAAGCCGACGAUGCUCGUGGAGAACGGUUUGAAGCUGAACGAGGUCAUGUGGGCGGACUGCCAGAAGCGCCUCGGCACGUCGCAAGCCCGCGACGAGUACGGGCCUUUGCUAGAUCGCUUCAUCGAGUACUCCCUCAACGAGAAGGGCACGCACGUGUCCGAGGUCGCCAAGCGUAUUCGGCUCGCGCUCGCUGCCGGAAGACCGCUCCACGGCUACAAGGUGGGCCCCGACUCGCGCGCGACGCCCGUCGCGGGCCUGCUGCCCGUGCCCGUCGCCGACGCCGUCAUGAAGUUCUCGGUGUUUGGGCGUCAGGGGGCGUUCUGACGCGUGUGUAGCGCCUAAUCUUUUUCUCCGUA